AUGACGAAAACGCAGAGCUCCUUUUCUGCCCCUCCGCAAGUCCUCACCUUCGACGGGCUCCUCUCCGAUUUUGACGGCACCAUCGUCGACUCGACAGACGCCAUCGUCAAGCACUGGCACAAAGUCGGCGCCGAACUAGGAGUCGACCCGAACGUCAUCCUGGCCACCUCGCACGGCCGCCGCAGCAUCGACACCAUUCAACUGUACGACCCGUCCAAAGCGAACUGGGACUACGUCAGCUACGUCGAAGGCCGCAUCCCAAAAGAUUUCGGCUCGGACGCCGUCGAGAUUCCCGGCGCGCGCUACCUCCUCUCCUCGCUGGACGAGGCCGGCGCCAAAUGGGGCGUGGUGACGUCGGGCACGCGCGCGCUGGUCGACGGCUGGCUGGCCGUGCUCAAUCUGACGCACCCGAAAAUGCUGGUCGUCGCCGAGGACGUGGAGCUCGGAAAGCCCGAUCCGCGCUGCUAUCUGCUCGGCCGCCAGCGGCUGGGGCUCGAGCACUCGUCUGCGCUGGUCGUGCUGGAGGAUGCGCCGUCGGGGAUUCGCGCGGGCAAGGCGGCCGGGUUUACGGUGCUUGCGCUGACGACGACGCAUUCGGUUGCGCAGCUUCAGGAGGCUGGAGCGGACUAUAUUGUGGAGGAUUUGCGGAGCGUCUCGGUUAAGGGCGUUGUUGAUGGGCGCUUGCAGCUGGAGGUGCGCAAUGCGUUCCGGUGA
This is a messenger RNA of Aspergillus terreus NIH2624, 714 nucleotides long. Its product is annotated as HAD family hydrolase. The transcript is spliced from 4 exons. NCBI's taxonomy places the organism in Eukaryota, Fungi, Ascomycota, Eurotiomycetes, Eurotiales, Aspergillaceae. Gene Ontology annotation, molecular function: beta-phosphoglucomutase activity; sugar-phosphatase activity. Bases 1 to 714 code for a protein of 237 amino acids. The record is from RefSeq and is a predicted model, not a curated record.